Messenger RNA from Brettanomyces bruxellensis, 2175 nucleotides. It is a transcript of the gene MCM5, whose product is annotated as minichromosome maintenance protein 5. Gene Ontology annotation, cellular component: nucleus; MCM complex. Gene Ontology annotation, molecular function: single-stranded DNA binding; DNA replication origin binding; 3'-5' DNA helicase activity. The record is from RefSeq and is a predicted model, not a curated record. Bases 1 to 2175 code for a protein of 724 amino acids. NCBI's taxonomy places the organism in Eukaryota, Fungi, Ascomycota, Pichiomycetes, Pichiales, Pichiaceae. Gene Ontology annotation, biological process: DNA replication initiation; double-strand break repair via break-induced replication; DNA replication. The transcript has a single exon.
AUGUCAUUUGAGAGAGGUGAUACAUUCAGCACGUCUGUUCUCCCGGGUGAAACACCCUCGGAGGACCAGUUUAGUGAGGUGAUAAAGGCAUUCAAAAGAUUUAUUUUAGAAUUCAGAAUCAAUAAUAACUUUAUCUAUCGUGAUCAACUAAGAGAAAAUAUUCUUCUUCAUGAGUACAAGUUGACUGUCAAUAGUGAGCACUUAAUUAGCUAUCACGAUGAACUUAAUAAAAAGCUUACCGAUGACCCAGCGGAAAUGAUUCCAUUGUUUGAGCAGGCAAUCACUGAAAUAGCUAAAAGAAUUGCAUAUAUCUCGAGUGAUGAAGCACCAUCCAGUUUCCCAAUAUGUCAACUCAUUUUGCUUUCCAACGAUCAUAGAAUAUCGAUCAGAGAUUUGGAUGCCGAGCACAUCUCCAAGAUUGUUAAAAUAUCAGGUAUAAUCAUAUCUGCAUCAACCUUGCACUCAAAGGCUACGGAGGUUACACUUAUGUGUAGAAAUUGUCGGCACACAAUGAAAAUGAAAAUUCAAUCCAGUUUUGGUGUUCCUCAGAUACCAAACAAGUGUCAGGCCCCUCCUCAGCCUAAUGGUGCCAAGAGUGAUUGUCCUCCAGAACCAUAUAUCAUUGUUCAUGAUAAAUCCAAAUUUAUUGACCAGCAAGUGUUAAAGCUUCAGGAGACUACGGAUAUGAUACCUGUUGGUGAAAUGCCAAGGCAUAUACUGCUCAGUGUUGAUAGAUACCUUUGCAACAGAGUUGUGCCUGGUACGAGGUGCGAUGUAGUGGGAAUAUAUUCCAUCUACCAGUCACGUGUUAAGAGCAGUGGAAGUGCAAAUAAUGCGGCUAUCAGAAAUCCAUACAUGAAGGUUUUGGGAAUUCAGACCGAAUCGGAUCUCAUCACCGGUGGUGGUCUUAAUAACGUUUUCUCUGAAGAAGAGGAGGAGGAGUUUCUUACUUUAUCACGUAUGCCCGAUUUGUAUGAAAGGUUUUCGAGGUCCAUUGCACCUUCCAUCUAUGGAAAUUCGGACAUGAAGAAAGCUAUCACUUGCCUUUUGUUUGGAGGAUCAAAGAAGGUGCUUCCAGACGGAAUGCGGCUUCGUGGUGAUAUAAAUGUUCUUCUGCUUGGUGAUCCAGGUACCGCCAAAUCCCAGCUUUUAAAAUUUGUUGAAAAGGUGUCUCCUAUAGCUAUUUACACUUCAGGUAAAGGAUCUUCUGCUGCUGGUUUGACUGCCUCCGUUCAGAGGGACCAAGCAACUGGUGAUUUUUACCUCGAAGGAGGUGCUAUGGUCCUUGCUGAUGGUGGUGUUGUUUGUAUUGAUGAGUUUGAUAAAAUGAGAGAAGAAGACCGAGUGGCCAUUCAUGAGGCUAUGGAGCAACAAACCAUAUCCAUUGCAAAGGCCGGAAUUACCACAGUUUUGAAUUCCCGGACGUCAGUGUUAGCUGCUGCAAACCCGGUGUUUGGAAGGUACGAUGAUUCCAGAUCCGCGGGUGAAAAUAUCGAUUUCCAAACCACCAUCUUGUCGCGUUUCGAUAUGAUUUUCAUCGUUAAGGAUGAGCAUAACACACAAAGGGAUAUAGCAAUUGCAAAACACGUUAUGAAUGUGCAUGCAAAUGGAGGUUCAGCCGAAGAACAGUCUGAGGGUGAAAUUCCGAUCGAAAAGAUGAAAAGAUACAUACAAUACUGCCGUGCUAAAUGCGCCCCUAGACUUUCUAUGGAAGCUGCUGAGAUGCUUUCUUCCCACUUUGUAAGUAUAAGAAAGGAGGUGAAACAGAAAGAGUCAUAUUCUUCCGAAAGAUCGUCUAUUCCGAUCACCGUUCGUCAGCUAGAGGCUAUUGUACGUAUAGCUGAAUCUCUUGCCAAGAUGGAACUUUCUCCCGUUGCUGCAGAGCGUCAUGUGGAAGAGGCCAUUAGACUGUUCAAUGCUUCCACGAUGCAGGCAAUAAAUAGUGAAAAUGCUGACAGUGCACAGCUCACUGGACAAAUUACCAGAAUUGAGGCUGAGAUCAAGCGUAGGCUUCCUAUUGGAUGGUCUACCUCCUACAGUACAUUAAGAAGGCAGUUUGUCGAUAGAGGACGUUAUACACAGGCUGCCUUAGAAAAGGCUCUUACGAUAUUGGAAAGGAAAGAAAGUAUACAGUUCAGACACCAAAGAAUGAGUGUAUUCAGAUGUGGUGUGUAA